AUGUCAACUCGUUGGUAUCCUCUUUAUCAGAAAGGUAACCCACAGCUUAGAGUGUUUCUUCCAAACUUCUGGUUAAAACUUGUAAAGCCAGAACGUAACCAACCAAACAAUAUAAUACAAUUUCACUGUUCAAUGGAAAUGACAAGGUUUGAUGUAAAAAAUUACUUAGAAAAAAUCUAUGAUAUACAUCCCAUUCAAGUGAACACCAGGAUUGCUCUUGGAAAAACACAUAAACCAACAAAUUUUGUUGUCAAGGAUGAUGAUGUAAAGAUAGCUUAUGUUACGCUACCUAAAGGUGAAACAUUUACAUUUCCUAAUGUAUUGCCUGAAGAUAACACAGAUAAAUCGCAGUUGAAAGAAACAAUGAAUGAACACAAAAAAAAUUUCCAAGAUUUUAAAGGAGAUUCUAAAAUGCCAGGAUUUCCUACUUGGUUUAAGGUAUAA
Messenger RNA from Habropoda laboriosa, 444 nucleotides. It is a transcript of the gene mRpL23, whose product is annotated as probable 39S ribosomal protein L23, mitochondrial. Gene Ontology annotation, biological process: mitochondrial translation. Gene Ontology annotation, cellular component: mitochondrial large ribosomal subunit; ribosome. Bases 1 to 444 code for a protein of 147 amino acids. The record is from RefSeq and is a predicted model, not a curated record. Lineage: Eukaryota; Metazoa; Arthropoda; Insecta; Hymenoptera; Apidae. The transcript has 3 exons. Gene Ontology annotation, molecular function: structural constituent of ribosome.